AUGUGUCAUGACUGGGGGGAGGCCGGUCAGCGGGCGGUCCGUGUGUUGGAGGGGGAGACCAGCUGGCUGUCCUGUCCUCUCUUCUCUCAUCCCACCGUCUACAACUACACCUCUGCCCAGCGUGCCGGACUCAAUCUGUUCUGGUACCAUGUCCCUGCUGGACAGGACCUGGAGCAGCCAAUAGAGUACAGCCAGAGACUCAGUAAAGAGAGAGAGAGACUGUGGCUCCAACCAGCCACCAUGGAAGACAAAGGGCAGUACAUCUGUAUGCUGAGCAACAAGUCGUCAUGCACCAAGAUUGCCAUGCGUCUGGAGGUGCUGUCACAUGAGGAGGCAGGCCCGGGGCAGGCCCAUGAGGUCCCUGUUGCUGUGGCACCCACUCAUGUGGUCAUCCCGUUCCAGGAAGGAGAGACACUCGAGUGUCCAAACCUGCAGGACAUCAGCAAGAUGGCGGACGACCAGCCCACUGUCACUUGGCACAAUGUCAACAGAUUCUGGAACAGUGACCGGGAGGUGAAGAAGGGUCGUCUGGUUAUCCACCUGAUGUUGGAAAACUACCAGGAUCUUUAUUACUGUUUUGUCAGCUACCACCGCCACGGGAAGAACCUGCGCUUCACCCGGGUGAUCAACGUCACCGCCGUCUCUCCGUCUCGGUUACCCAAAGUUCCCAGCAUCUUGUACCCAACCCAGGACCACGUCUACACUGUCAAACUGGACACAGAGGUGCGUUUACAGUGCACAGGAAUGUUUCCAUACUUGGAGGGCCCAUUACACAUUUGGUGGACGGUGGAUGGGAAGACGGUGGAUCAGCUGAGUGACACUCGCUUCUCCAAAACCGACAGGCCGGUGAAGUCUGACUUUGGGGACAGGACGGAGGAGAGCGUUUUACUGAUUCAAGACUUCCAGACUGCAGAUCUGGACCGAAAAUACCAAUGUUCUGUUAGAAACCAGAAAGGAAACGCCACACGGACAGCCACGCUGCAGAAGGAAGAGAAUCUGCCAUCAGUGGAGCUUGGGUGUGGUCUUGGUGUGGUUCUGGUUCUGAUGUUAAUUCUAUUCGGUGUUUAUCACGUCUUCUGGCUGGAGCUGCUUCUCUUCUACCGCUCUUGGUUCGGCACCGAUGAACGCUACACAGACGAUAAGGAGUUUGACGUAUACAUCUCAUACGCGCGUCAGUAUGAGGAGGAGAACUUCGUUCUGUCCACGCUGAGGAGGGUUCUGGAGAACGAGCUUGGAUACACCGUCUGUAUAUUUGACAGAGACAGCCUGCCUGGAGGGACCAUCACAGAUGAGACUCUGACUUUUGUGCGUCGGAGCCGGAGGUUGUUGGUGGUUCUGAGUCCGGGCUAUGCAGCACGUGGAUCCCAGGCACUACUGGAGCUCAAAGCGGGUUUGGACGGCAUGGCGCUGGGCGGCCACCUGCGGGUCAUCCUGGUCCAGUACCGGCCACUGCAACGGCAUGCCUGGGUCCGCGAGCUGAGGAGGGCCCGCGUGGCGUUGGCUCUGGUCCGCUGGCAGGGAGACAAGUCAAACGAGCUGACGUCUUACUUCUGGAAGAGACUGAGGGUGGAGCUGCCCAUGAGGAGGCCAGAAGGGGGAGUGGCAGGGGAAGUGGGUGCGGUCCCUCCGAGGAGGCUGGAGAGUCAGAACAGCACCAGUUCACAAACGGGACUCAUUACCAACACAAUGAAAGAACCACAGAAAGUUCUCAACUUGUAUUGAAGAGCGAGCGAGAGAGACAGGGAGAGAAAAAGGGAAUGGACAGAGAAAAUGGAACUGAAAGACAGACAGACAGAAAAAGAGACAGCUAUAGCUUCAAGAAAACAAUGAAUUGAAGUCUCUGCAAACAGAAAAGAUGAAAAGCAGUUCAUUCUGUUUGGACCACUCAUUAUGAACGCUGUCACUCUCUCUCAUCCAGCGCACAUUUCAUUUACACUGUCACCAUCCAUAUCCAAUACUAUAGUAAGCUAGUCGCUCCUUGAUGGCGUCGACCGAACUGUGGCUCAGAACCCUGUGUGCAGGUCCAUCCUGUUGUGUAGACAGCUUGUUGUUGUGUGUCGGCUCAGCUUGCUAAGAGGCUCAUUUUAUUUGAUUAUAUCCAUUUAUAAGCUAUGGUGUGUACAAACGGAUCUGCAGUGCGAGGGGAAAUGGAGAAUUCUCUACUGAUGUGGUUGCCAGUUAAGCUGUGUUCUCCAACUCACCGAUCUUCAGGACCAACCUUUCAGAUCAGAAAUGUCCAAAAAUCACGAGGGGUUUGAACCGUGUGGUGUUUCAGCUGUAAAACAGGGACAGACCUGAAAAAGAUGCAUUUCAAAAACAACUCUAUUUAGAAUUACCACAGUGGUGUGAGGGUGGCGUGGCGGUCUAUUCCAUUGCCUACCAACAUGGGGAUCGCUGGUUUGAAUACACGUGUUACCUCCAGCUUGGUUGGACGUCCCUACAGACACAAUUGGCCGUGUCUGCGGGUGGGAAGCCGGAUGUGGGUAUGUGUCCUGGUCGCUGCACUUAGCACCUCCUCUGGUCGGUCGAGGCGCCUGUUCAGGGGGGAGGGAAACAGCGUGAUCCUCCCAUGUGCUAUGUCCCCCAGGUGAAACUCCUCACUGUCAGGUGAAAGAAGCAGCUGGUACUCCACAUGUAUGGGAAGAGGCAUGUGGUAGUCUGCAGCCCUCCCCAGAUCAGCGACUGGGGUGGCUCGGAAGAGUGGGGUAAUUGGCUGGGUACAACUGGGGGGGGAAACAGGGGAAAAAAAUCCACAAAUAAAUAAAAUAAAAUUACCAGUGAUUCUAGAAAGAUGUUGCAUGGUAUUUGUCCCAGUAAUUUCACAUCAUCCAGUGGUAGGCUGUAUUCACGCGCAACAUGUUUGGUGCAGUUUGAAGGAAGAUGGUGUGUUUGUACGUUUAGUUAGGUUUAUUUGGGACGGUGUGAACAGAGUUGUGCGGUUUACUCAUGUGUAUGCUCCUAGAACAAAAGCCAGGAAAUGAUGUAAAAUCAGUAGCAAGAUUUUCCAGAAAUGAAGCAUUUCACAUCAUCUGUCCAUGUUUGGCCUAUUUUUUGCAACGUCUGCUCAUUUUAUUUCUGAACGACUGAAACAUCACAUUCUCUCAUGUGCGUUAGUAUUAAAGUAUGUUUCAUACAGACAGAGGACAGACAGACUCAACUCCUGAUUUGGGAUAUUGGGCUAUACAAAUAAACUUGACUUGAGCAGGACUGUAAGAAGCAGUUUGUAAUGAUCAUGUUUACAUGUACUGAACUUUGCUAUAAUGCUUAGUAGACCCGUUUAUAUGCUGACAACAGCAGGUCAGGAAAUGAAUCCCUAAGUCUGCAUGUGAGAAAGCAGAGAUGUCACAACAGACAAUAUUGGACCAUCAUUUCAAUAUGUAGUAUGCAGGACAAAGAGUCAAAAUACUACGUAUUUACAGUACAACGUACUUGUACCAUUAAACAAACAGACUGCAGCACAGCUCAACUGGAUCCAGACCUGCCACUUUGUAGACCAGAGCCCACAUGGAGAAUUCCCACUCCAAAAGAUCAAAACUUUCAACAAGUGUUGAUCGAGUCUGGACCAAAUCCACCAAAGACCCAAAUUACCCACAAUACACUGCAGUACUGGUGUCAUUCUGAGAAAGAUUCCUAUUGGUCAGAAAUUUGAAUCGAGACAAAUUUAACCAGCCAGAUUUUUGUACAGUUAAUUCAUUCAUCUCCUGCAUAAAUUCUAUCGUGUAAUGUCUGUUUAUUCUCGUCCUCCUUUAAACGGACUCCUGAUUGGAGAACGCACUUUGUUCUGUUAACGUCACAUGAUGUUUAUUUCAUACGUUUUAAAAUAAACGAGUUC
This is a messenger RNA of Lampris incognitus (smalleye Pacific opah), 3832 nucleotides long. Its product is annotated as interleukin-1 receptor accessory protein. The transcript has 10 exons. Bases 1 to 1722 code for a protein of 573 amino acids. Gene Ontology annotation, biological process: signal transduction. Lineage: Eukaryota; Metazoa; Chordata; Actinopteri; Lampriformes; Lampridae. The record is from RefSeq and is a predicted model, not a curated record.